AUGGAGAAAUUUCUCACAAAAACGACCAAGACUAAAGUUAGUCAAAUUAUUGAAAUUAGUUUAGUCAAACCAAAUAUUGUGAAGACUAAUAAAAAUUCAGAUGAUGAAGAUGAUCCGUCACCAGUGGCAAAGAAGAAAUCUAAAAUGAUGUGUGACAUUAUUAACUGCAUUACUAAAAGUUCAGUACCUUGGCCAUCAGAUUGGUCUUAUGAUCAAUGGGUUGAAAAAAAGAAUAAAUAUCCUUGGCUUAUAUGCAGUGAUGGAAAAAUUGGUUGUGAAUAUUGUAAGUCAAUUGAUGGUGGUUCAAAUACAGUUAAAUCAACCAGAUUGACUAAUUUACGGCACAAAAUUUUAAAACAUAAAAAGUCUAAAGCACAUAUAGAAACUGAAAAAAUUUCGCAACAAAAAUCUUCUAACUUAUUAAGUAAAGCUUUUCAAAUUGGCCAAUCUAAUUUCUAUGAAACAACACAAAAAAUUUUUCGUACAGCUUACUAUAUUGCCAAGUAUAAUAGACCUUAUGAUGACCACUCAAAGUUAAUUGAAUUACAGCAUCUCAAUGGACUUAACCUUGGUACUACAUUGCAUUCUAGGUACUCUAGUACAAAGAUUAUUUCACAUAUUGCAGAUAAAAUGAAAACUAAAAUAGUUCAAAAUAUUAUGGCAACUGCAUCUAAAAUUUCUAUUCUUAUAGAUGAAUCCACUACUGUAAGUUCUUUAUCAGGUAUGGUGGUUUAUGUUAAAGCAUCAAUAUUAAACUCGGAACCUAUUUUUAUAUUUUUGGAUUUGGUAGAAUUAAAAAGUCAAACCGCUUCUAGUAUUGUUAGUCAAUUAAUAGAAUGUCUUUAUGCUUCUGGAUUCACAGAAAAUUUUUUGGUAGAACAUUGGGUAUCAUUUGUAACAGACGGAGCUAGUGUUCUCCUUGGAAAAAGAAAUGGAGUGGCUGUGCGCUUGAAAGAAAAGUAUCCCUUAAUUUUUAGUUGGCAUUGUCUUAAUCAUCGAUUAGAGUUAGCAGUUGGUGAUACAUUAAAGGACAUAACUGCUACCAAUCAUUUUAAGCAUUUUUUAGAUUCUUUAUAUUCCUUAUACAGCAGAUCUCCAAAAAACCAAAUUGAAUUAAAAGAACACUGUACAAGUUUAAAUGAAAUUUUUUUAAAAAUUGGAAAAGUUCUUGACGUUCGCUGGGUAGCAAGUAGUUUUAGAACAAUUAGUAUAAUUUGGAAAAUAUAUCCAGCAUUAUAUAAUCAUCUUAUUCAAGCUUCUCAAGAUAAAUUUCGUGAUGGUAAAAUUAAGUCUAAAUACAAUGGGCUUAGUAAGCGUUUGGGAAGUAUACAAUUCUUGUUAGAUUUAGCCUUAAUGUGUGAUGUUUUAUUUGAGAUAUCACAACUAUCACUUGACUUACAAAAAACAAGAUCUGUCUCUAUUGCAGGCUGA
Molecule: messenger RNA, 1431 nt
Organism: Melanaphis sacchari
Lineage: Eukaryota; Metazoa; Arthropoda; Insecta; Hemiptera; Aphididae
Product: E3 SUMO-protein ligase KIAA1586-like
Exons: 4
Coding region: 1-1431 (476 amino acids)
Source: RefSeq, a predicted model, not a curated record